Molecule: messenger RNA, 1255 nt
Organism: Leptopilina heterotoma
Lineage: Eukaryota; Metazoa; Arthropoda; Insecta; Hymenoptera; Figitidae
Exons: 11
Coding region: 195-1103 (302 amino acids)
Source: RefSeq, a predicted model, not a curated record
UUUAGCUUUAUGUUUAUUUUUUAUUAACUUUUUACGUAACGCGAUAUUUUUCAGUUCAGUUAUAAAUAAAGCGGUAAAGAAAUAUUUUUUUCAUUAUUAUCCACGUGUAUCAAAAACUUCACAUCAGUUUUGGGAUACCACGUCUAUUCUCCUUCAAUUUCUUGUUAACGUUAAUAAAAUUAUUUAUUAACAAAAUGACAAAUUGCAAAUCACUGUGCAUUUAUUUCACGAUUUUCUACAUUCUGUCAGUAUCCAUUAAAAAUGCAAUCUCUAUGGAUUCAGGCGAUGAUAAUGAAUCAGUCGGAGGAACAUCGUCUUCUGCUUCAGAUCUUGCGAUUUUAAAUAAUUUUCUUCAAAAAAUUAACAGCGGUGAACUUAAUGUUAUUAAAGCUACUCCUCUACCAGAUGUUCUGGAAAGUACAUCGAAACAUAUAGAUUCACCUAAAGUUGAAUUAAUGCCAGAUUCGGGACUUUGGUUGUAUCCAAACUUCUACAGACAUAUUAUGUAUUAUAUUAAUAAGGAGGGAGAAGUUUUCUAUGUUAUAUACAAAUUACUUGAGUAUAUUUUUGGUGAGGAGAAAUUACUAAAACUAACAACAGUAAGAAAACUGCCUCCUUUUGAAAAAAUACCUAUAGAUAUCAUUUCUACUAUGGCAGAAUUUUGUAAUAAAUAUGCGAGAAGGAAACGUACUCUAACUGAAUUCGAAGCCUCGAUAAACAGAGUUCUAGAAUGUUAUCAGGAGGAAGAAGAGUGCCGCCGACAGCUUCAGGCUGAUCCUCUGCCAAUUACGAAAAGUUCAUUGAAAACUUCCUCAAAAAAAGAAGUUUUGAUUGAUCCCAAUGCUGUUGAUGGUAUUGUUCAAAAUUCUUAUGGAAAUCCACGCAUAAUUUUGGAACAGUUACUGAUUCACAUUUUUGGUGAAGAUAAUUUAUGGAAACUGUCGAUAAAAGAAGAACCUCAUCCAUUUGAAACGAUACCUAGAAACACCAUGAUUACCAUGAUUGAUUUUACUGAUGAACAUGCGAGAUCUAAGAAAAAGUAUUUCGAAUACGUAGACAUGGUAAAAGAUAUAUUAAAUAAAUAUCGAACGAAGAAUGAAUAAGGCAAACAACAAUUUCUUCAGGAACAGAAAAUGUUCUUUUUCUCUUAUCUUAAAAAUAAUUGUUAAAUUUUAUUGUUAAUCUUAAAAUGAUAUUGUCCUUAAGAACUGCAAUGUAUAAAUGAUGGUAAUAAAUCUUAUUUUAUGAACCUCAA